Molecule: messenger RNA, 4707 nt
Organism: Diatraea saccharalis (sugarcane borer)
Lineage: Eukaryota; Metazoa; Arthropoda; Insecta; Lepidoptera; Crambidae
Source: the annotation of a GenBank genome assembly
AUGUUUUUCGAGCGGGGAUACAUCAACAGGGACGACGAUAUGGAAUUCAUCGUUUACGAUUCUAAGAGUGCCGACAGGGUCAAAAAGUAUGCCAGGGCUCUUGGUGAUGUAGUCGAUAUAUUGACCUUCACACCUGCCCACGAAUACGAGAAGCAUCGUUUUAUUGACGAAUCCCAGGAGCGAGGCACCCUAGAUCGUCAACGUAGAGGAGACACUUCCUCUACCUACCAAGCCACCACAAGCACGAACCUGCACCACUUCGAGCGGCACGACGGAGCGGACGAGUUACUCAAAAGGGUACCGAGAACGAGUCCACCGCAACCGCAACCAGUGAGAAUUUGGCAGAUCUAUGAAUUUGGGGCUGGUUACCCUGUUUGUAAGACUGCAUGGAUACAGAGAUAGCAUGUCUAUGAAUUUGGGGCUGGUUACCCUGUUUGUUAGACUGCUUAGAUACAGUGAAGGCAUGUCUAAAAGUUUGGGGCUGGUUACCCUGUUUGUUAGACUGCUUGGAUACAGAGAUAGCAUGUCUAUGAAUUUGGGGCUGGUUAACCUGUUUGUUAGACUGCUUAGAUACAGUGAAGGCAUGUCUAUAAGUUUGGGGCUGGUUACCCUGUUUGUUAGACUGCUUGGAUACAGAGAAAGCAUGUCUAUAAGUUUGGGGCUGGUUACCCUGUUUGUUAGACUGCUUGGAUACAGAGAUAGCAUGUCUAUGAGUUUUGGGGCUGUUUACCCUGUUUGUUAAACUGCUUGGAUACAGAGAAGACAUGUCUAUAAGUUUGAAGCUGGUUACCCUGUUUGUUAGACAGCGUGUUUGAUUCUAUAAUGGCUGAUCUAGAAGUUUGGGGCUGGUUACCCUGUUUGUUAGAUCGCGAAUUUGAAUUUAUAAUGGCUGAUCUAGAAGUUUGGGGCUGGAUACCCUGUUUGUUAGAUCGCGAAUUUGAAUUUAUAAUAGCUGAUCUAGAGGUUUGGGGCUGGAUACACUGUUUGUUAGAUCGCGAAUUUGAUUUUAUUGGAUUCGAUCUAGCAGGAAUUACAAUGAGUUUAACUGAGGAUGAAGCUACUAAAGUCAUUGAAGAUGACAUACGAGAUCCAGCAGAAGCUACAAUGAGUGCAACUGCGAAUACGGCUACUGACUACAUUGAACAAGAAUUAUUACGAGACAUAUUUGGAUUGAGUCCUGUGGAGCCCUAUGAAGAUUCGGGUUCUGAGUACGUCCCGGAACAAGGUAGCAGGAGCUCAUCAAGGAGUUUACGAGACAUUCUUGGGGACUCGUCUGGGUCUGAAGGGAAUGAUGAGGGUCAUUCAUCUGUUUCUACAAGCAAAGAUACAAGAAAGCGUAUACGCAAAGAAAAUUUAUGGAAAAAGAAUGUGAGAAAAAAUAAAAGAGCUAGAGUAACUGACUCUUGUAAGCGAUGCGACAAUUUUAAAGUUAAAAUUGACGCUUGCGAUACCAACGAGAUAUCUAAAAAAAAUGAGCUUACUAUCGCCAAAGAGCUUCAUUUACGGAAAGCAGAAUCUGCAAUGACAAAUUUAAAACUUGACAUGCAAAAUGCGAAGCAGGAUAACGAUACUACCGUCAUAAUAUUUGACUUAAUGAAGACACUCCCAGCACCAGUCAUUUCAACUGGUAUUUGCUACUACAAGCGUCAGUUGUGGACCUACUGUUUAGGCAUUCACAAUGCUGGUACAGACGAAAUGUUUAUGUAUGUCUGGGAUGAAUCGACAGCAUCCAGGGGACCACAAGAAAUAGUGGAAAAUAUAGAUCACAAAUUCACGGUCAGCGGGCAUUCGUUUUCAUCUUGCGACCGGGCUUUCGGUUUGGUGGAAAAACAAAAGAAGUAUUUCCCAAACAUAUACGUUCCCGAACAUUGGAACAAUGUGAUACUAGCAGCAAGGAAAAAGAAACCUUUCCAAAUUGUGGAAAUGAAACGAGACGCCUUUAUAUCCACCAAAGCCUUGGAAACUAAUAUCACAAACAGGAAGAUCGGCGUUGAUGGAACGUGCGUCGACGUGCGAAUAGAUAGAUUAGUGGUUGCGCGUGCGCCAAGCAAUAAAAAUAUGUCAGUUUAUACCUGGAGUAACGAAAAUGUUUACAAAUUGAUUGAAAUGUUUCAAGCAGGAGAACUACUGUGGAACACGAUAUCAGAGGACUACAAAGACCGAAAUAAGAAACACGAUGCUUGGAUGGAAAUUGCCAGUGAAUUUAAUGUGGAUAAAAAAGUAAUUGAAAAAAAGAUUCGAUCCCUCGUAGGUCAAUUUAACCGAGAAUCUAAAUCUAAAUCUGGUGCAGGAGGUGAUGAAUCAAUUAAAUGGUUUGCAUAUAAAAAACUCAUGUUCCUAAAGGGCAAAAAUAUCCCAAGCUCAACUGUCGAUGGAGGGUUGCAGGUGAGUUUUAUUUUAACGUCUUUUAAUAGUAUUUAGAUGCCCAGUCCAAUAACCCUUCAUUUGAAAAAUAUUCAGCGAAUUCUUUUCUUAUUUCUUUCCCAUCAUCUGACUGGGAAUCUUGGGAUUCACAUUGUUCUAGUGGUGUUAAUUGCUGCUCUUCUAAUCUCCAUUGUCCAUCGAUACGUCUACCAGUUAAGUCGUCGCCAUCGUAGUAUUGAGGUGGAGCGUAAAUCAUGCUCGAUCCAGUUUUUCUUAGAAAAUUAUGCAGUAGCACGCAUGUCAUAAUUAAAGUAGUAGUUUUUUCUGGAUCUAAUAAUAUUAUAGUUCGUAAAACUCUAAAUCUGCCGACAAAAUCCCAAAUGCAUUCUCUACUGUUCUCCUCGCACGACUCAGUCUAUAACUGAAGAUUCUUUCCUUAGAAUUGCUAUCCUGUGGUCCUGGAAAAGGUUUUAACAAGUGUUUUUCUAACGGGAACGCAUCAUCUGUUACGAACACAUAAGGAACAGGUUUGUUUCUGCCUGGUAGUGAGCUGUCAUUGGGUAUAUUCAAACUAUAGUCGUUAAUUUUUUUUCGAAAUUUUGUGUUUGCGAAAACUCCACCAUCACUUAUGCGUCCUUGGCAGCCAAUAUUCACGUAUAAAAAGUUAUAUUCUGCGUCCACUAGCGCUAAAAGUACAACGCUGUAAAAUCCUUUAUAAUUGUAAUAUUCACUGCCGCUAUCAAUUGGCUUUUGUAUGGCUACGUGCUUCCCAUCGAUACUUCCUAAGCAAUUUGGGAAAUUCCAUUUGGUUAAAAAUUUAUUUGCCACGCAUAGCCACUCUUGGGGUGUUGUCGGUAACUGGAAAAAAAAAUAGAACAUUAAGUAACUUGUAGUUAUCGUUUACUUCUAUUCUUUCAGGGUAACGAAGAAAACAGAAGUGAUAGUUUGAACGAAUCAGAAAAUACUGUCACUCUAAACGAAACUACGGAGAAGGUGUUCCCCACCCCAAAAACAUUUCGCAAAAGAAGACGGCCACAAGAAGAAAACGAUACAACACAACAAGAAGCUUUAAAGAUUUUACAAAGCAUGCACGAAACUAGAAAGAGCAAGGAUGAAAGUGACGCAUUUGGAGAGUAUGUCUCUAUGAAACUCAAACAAUUAAAAAACCGUUGUGCUUUCAAUACUGCUCAACAUCACAUUAACAAUAUUUUGUACAAUGCAUCAAUGGGACUAUAUGAUUAUCCUACAAACAUGACAGAGCCAACUGCUAGUAGCUCCUGGGGAUACACCACCACCAGCCCUUUUACAUCCCCACUGCAGGGGCUCAGGCCUUCCUUAUGGAUGGUUAAGGAGGAUGGGCCAUGACCCUCCACGCUGGCCCAAUGCGGAUUGGAGGGUAUUGACGACUGCAAAUGCAGCCGGGACCAACGGCUUAACGUGCCUUCCGAAGCACGGAGUAGCUCGAGAAGAUAAUUUUUUGGUCACCCAUCCUGAGACCGACCCUUGCGAAAGUUGCUUAACGACUACGAUCGCGGGCCGCGGCGCUUAUCCACUACGCCACCGAGCUACUCUGGGGAUACAACUCUGGACCAAAUCCAUCCACUUUUUCGGAAAAUAAUGCUGUCUGUAGCUCGAGAGGAUACUACACUGCACCGAGUCCCCUAGCUUCAUUCGAAACCAGUCCUUUGGAUAGCUCGAGGGCACAUACUCGUACCAGCGCAAGAGCACCGACUCCAUCAAAUUUUUCGGAAUCAAGCCAAGAUUCGACCGGAUCAUUAAACGAUUUGCUGAGUUCAAUCCAAAAUUAAAAAUAUGUGUUUGAUUUGUUGAUUAUUAAAAAUUUAAUAAAUAAAAAUGUUGUUUGACUUACUUUUAUGCAUUCUUGUAAAACCGCAUUGAGAGCCUCGCACACUUGUGGUACGAUUAUUGAUAUCACUUGAUCUGACAGCUUGAACACAUCUCCAAGACUUUUAUAACUGCUACCACUUGCCAAAAACCUUAACGUUAUUCCAAGUCUUUCCGUCACACUUAUAGAUUUUCUAAAAUUUGUGUCUCGUUUGCCUAUUUUUGCCCCAACUAAAUUUUGUAGAUAUUCAAAUUCGGAACUGUUCAUUCUUAUAAAAUCUUCUAAGCAACCAUCAAUGCCCAAAUCCUCGAGAUAGUUUGUGGCACUAUAUUUUUCUCUAGCUUUAAGCGUUCGGCGCAUCCAAUAAGAGCGCUUUUUCUUUUUUUUAAACAAAAAAUGAAAGCUAUCCCAAUUAGCAAAUCUUCUUCCAUUUUCGUGUAGACGCCUCAGAACGGAAAACCAAACUGCGAGCCAAUGCCAGAUUCAAAAUGUUAUAA